AUGAACCUGAAAUUGAAUAACGAGAUCCAAGGCUCCGUCGGUCUGCUGCAAACGGUACCGGUGUCCUCCGUAAAGGAGGAACGGCAGCGAACGGGACGGUACAUAGCGAUAUUGGUUGGCAUCUCCUUGUUGCUACUAGCUAUUUACCAAGCAUGGGUACGUCGUAUACCUGUAGUCGCAAGCCUGGUGGUGCCAGCUCUCAUCAUGUUCGUCUACGUUGGCUGGGUACUCUACACGGCGUCGCGUGAUAAGCACAGGUUGCUUCAUCUCCGAGAUGCCGAGGCUGCAUUGGCCGCGGCUAAUGAACUUGCUGAAAACGAAGGACGUUGUUCACAACUGUCACUGUCAAACAACAAUUUAGAGGCAACAGUGAUGUAUAGCAAAGACAGUCCAAAGCUUAACUCAACAGAAUGUUCAAUACACAAAGAAUGGUCCAGAACGUCCUCUACUUAUUUAAAAGAAGAAAACAAAAAGAAGACUGAAGAGAAAAGCGUUAGUUUUAUAACGCCCAUCAUUCUGGUCAACGACAAACCACCCGAAGAUUAUGAUCAAAAGUGGACUCAUAUUGUAGAAAAUUUAACAAAUAAUGAAAAACUGAAGGGAUUUUCAACAAGAAGAAGAUAUAAACGAAAAUUUUGUAGGAGAAAACGGAACGCAGCGUUUAAAAGAUCAUAUUCCAUUGGU
This is a messenger RNA of Iphiclides podalirius (scarce swallowtail), 684 nucleotides long. NCBI's taxonomy places the organism in Eukaryota, Metazoa, Arthropoda, Insecta, Lepidoptera, Papilionidae. The record is from the annotation of a GenBank genome assembly.